Molecule: messenger RNA, 705 nt
Organism: Artibeus jamaicensis (Jamaican fruit-eating bat)
Lineage: Eukaryota; Metazoa; Chordata; Mammalia; Chiroptera; Phyllostomidae
Exons: 2
Coding region: 1-705 (234 amino acids)
Source: RefSeq, a predicted model, not a curated record
AUGGGAGAGACGGGAACCAAGAUGGCAGACGCAAUUGUUCCUGUCCCAGCUCCCUCUGCCGGAGCCAGUGAACGUCCCUACAGCCAUUUGGAAAAGAAGGAGAGGCUCAGCACCAGCGGCACGUCCCCCAAGAACUGGGUGAUGCUCAGGUCAGUCUGCAACAGAAGAGGGAGAGGAGAGGCCCAGCACCACCUCUGGGCUCUAAUUAACAAAUUUGCAUCGACUCAGAUCGAAGCUCUCAGAAAAACAAGGCUGGAUGGAGAUUGGCUGCAAUCCAAUGUUGAAAGACGCAGAAAAAGGGGUCAGUCCAGCCCUCACCUUACACAUCUCCCCAAGCACAGUUCUGACUUGGUCAGGGUCCAAGUUUACUAUGGCAGGGGUUGGCAGAGGGUGGGUGAAGCCAAGGGGCCACCGUCUGGCUCUCUGAUCCUCAUCGGAACUAGGGUUCGACAUCCAGCAAAACAGACUGUGAGAACACAAUGGGAUUCUUCUCCACCAGCGGCGUGCACAUGCACACACGCGUGCUCACACCCACACACACGCACAUGCACAGGAGGCACAGAGCCCAGCACGGGCUCUGUUCACAGUGACCUGAUGAAACUCAUGGAAUCUUUGAGCUGGUCUGAGAUGCGUUGGGAAGAAGGCCACGGGCUCCUCUCCCUGAGGACAGUGCAGAGGCUGAGUGGGAUGCCGGCUCCGGUCUGA